This is a messenger RNA of Lachnellula hyalina, 3009 nucleotides long. Its product is annotated as Nuclear GTPase SLIP-GC. The record is from RefSeq and is a predicted model, not a curated record. The transcript is spliced from 8 exons. Lineage: Eukaryota; Fungi; Ascomycota; Leotiomycetes; Helotiales; Lachnaceae. The coding region runs from base 1 to 3009 and encodes 1002 amino acids.
AUGGCGGAGCCUGAGAUUAAGAGCGAGCCUCGCUCUCGUGCUUCCACCGAAUCCGAACCCGUUGCCAAUAAUAUGAAGCAAGAUCCCCCAACUCCACAGCUUAAGGUCGAUAGUGUGUGGAGCGUUACCCCGGAGCCACCUAAUACCGAUCCAGUGUGGCGUGACUGUAAAUACCUGAACCUCUUGCAACAGAUUGAAAUCAAAGAGGCUGCGGUCAAAGAUGCAGAAGUCUGCCUCAAAGGUAUUAAACUAACACUCGAGAAGCAUUCUUCGCAGGUCACAAGCACCCAGAACUGGCUCGGCAGAAUCCAGAGCAUUUACGACAACAAGAAGGAGUGUCGAGUGCUCAUUGGAUUCUUAGGAGCCUCUGGUGCAGGAAAAUCGAGUUUAAUCAACGCAUUACUCGAACAAGACGACCUUCUCCCAGCCGACGACGAAAAAGCGUGUACGGCAGUCUGUGUUGAGAUUGCAUACAAUCCUAGCGAAAACAGCAACCUGGAGUUUACAGCCAAGGUCGACAGAAUUAGUGAGGAUGACUGGCGCGUGGAACUUGAAACUUUGUUCAAGGACCUAAAGGACCGGGCCCAGAACAAUGAUGGCGAAGAUGGGGAGCCUGACUUGGAGCGCGAUAUGAGGAUUAAAGCUGCUUUCCAAAAGCUCAAAUGCGUCUACCCUCACAUCAAGACUCCAGAGGACCUUAAAACUUACAAAGUUCAAAACCUUCUUGACCACCCAAAUGUCAAGAACAUCCUAGGAAAGAGCAAGUGCGUAGCUGAUAGUACUCGAGAUGGUUUUGCGGCGAAAAUCAAGCCUUUCAUUGACAGCAGCAAUUCCAAAGAAGACGGUGGUAAGUCAUUUGCCCACUGGCCCUUGGUCAAGUUGGUUCGCAUUCUUGUAAAGUCAAAGAUCCUGGAAGAUGGCAUCGUUCUUGUGGAUCUUCCCGGAAGCAUGGACACAAAUGUUGCGCGCGGAGCGAUUGCCGAAAAUUACCAAAAACACCUUAAGGUGACUUGUGUUGUUGCUCCUACGCAGCGGGCAGCAUCUGACAAGCCCGCACAAGACUUGCUUGGAAGAGUCACGCAAAGAACACUACUGCUGGAUAAUCAUUUCUCCAGCGAGAGUUUAUGCUUUGUUGUAUCAAAAACAGAUUCAUCGCUCAAUACUCCCCGAUACAUCAAGACGCACCCUAAUGUGGAGGAGGCAUUAUCUUAUCAAUUUAAGUUGGAGCAAACCCACAACGUCAGGCUGGACAAGGUACGUGACCUCUGCGCUGAGCAUAAGCAAACUCAAGUCAGCAGCAAGCUUCUCUAUAGCGAGCUUCGCAAAGCAUACUCGAAGAUACCAGGAGUAGGUAAGGAGCUAAAAGUCAGCCGUCCGAGAAAACGUAAAAGAGAUGAUGUGGAUGAUACAUCAGUAAACCAGCCAAUUAGCGAGGAAGAGAAGAAGAUGCAAAGAAAAGUUAAUUCUCUUUCCAAGAGAAUAAGACAGGCCAAGGAAAAACUCGAUGUUGCUGGAAGCAAGUUAUACGAUGGCCAAGAAAGAAUUAGGGAACUCGAAAAUGCCAUUAAGCUUUCCCACUCUCUACAGAAGGCAGCAUGCAUUAAUAAUCGGAACGAGGUGUCGACAGCAGAGCUCCGGAAAGACUACCAGAAUGUCCUAAGGCAGAUGGGACAACCAAACAAGAAGCCACUCCAGGUGUUCUGCGUUUCCGCACUUGCAUUCGCUGAAAUGACAAAAGAAUCGAAGCACGUAGAAGGCUUCCCGAGGCUUUCGGACACGGGAAUACCAUUACUCCAGAGAUGGCUUGUUGAGACAACAUUGAAAGAUCGCGAACGCCAUGCAGUUUCUUUUCUAGAGGACGUUGUGAGCCUUGAGCUCUCAAUUGCGCCUUGGGUUGCAGAUACUUCUGCUGAGUUCAAGAUGCUGCUGACCCAGAGAGAGAUGAUAGAGAAGAUCUUUGAUGAUAAUUUCGACACUUUGAAGAAGGACUUCUCUAAUAUAAAUGCUCGUAUCGUUGAAGUUUGUAAUAAGCUGGUUGAUUCCGGUAUCUGUUCGAAGAUGCCCAAGAAUGAGAUCACCGCAGCCAGAGAAACUGAACGCAUCGUAAAGAGUUGGGCUCAAAAGCCAAUAUAUUGGUCUACUCAUAGAGCUCUUAAUCGAAACAAAGGGGAGUGGACAACUUCUAAAGGCAUUUCGUAUAAUUGGAACGAAGAGUUGGCUGGGAAUUAUCUAGAGCCGCUUAUCGCACAAUGGUCCCGGAUUAUCCAUCACAGGCUUCCAGAUGUUCGUAGCAAUUACGACUUUGAUACUUCCAGACUGGUUCAGAACUUUGUGAAAUCAGUAGCAGCUUCAACUACAGAUGUAUGCCCUGAGAUGUCUGAGGCAGUCGAGCAGUGGAAGGGGAGCAUCCUCAGAAUUCCGGCUCAGAUUCAGAAGCAUUCCUUCACUAUCUUUAAUGACAAGAUUCAAGACGCUGCUCGCGAGGCGCAUCGAACCGUCAAGCCAAAAGUUGAAGACAGUUGGGCUCCUAUUUACGAUCAAUGUGCCGCAGAAGCCGGCACCGGACACUUCAAGCGUAAUCAAGUUACCCAUAUUAACCAUGCGAAGAAGAUAGCCCGUCGCAUGUACCAACGAGGCAGCAAAGCCAUCCAGGCUGGGUUUCUUAAUUUAUGGGGCAGCCUCCCAGCCAGCUUCGGCGAAGGAACCAUACAAGCUUCAACCCAGAUGCGCGAUGAGUUCGAAACCAUGAUCAUGAACCACAGUCUAAGAGAGGAGACAAACGAGAUCAACCAAUGCGCUGCAAAGCUCCAGUUGCAGCAGGAUAUUCAAGCGUCAUUCGAUAAAAUCAAGGCUAGAUGGGCCACGAAAAUCGUACUCGCCACGGAGAUAGAAGAGGUUGAUCCAAAGCCUGAAGACAUAGAUAUCGAGGACUUGUUCAACCCAGACGUCGAUACCAUGUCUCAAAGUUCGGACUCGGAGGGUUCUGAAUAUGAUCCAGGCACCUCUUAG